AGCAUCAUAUAUAACAAAUUGUUGCCUACUUUUGUUGAUUAAGUAUGUAUCUGUAAGCACUUUUGUAUGCAACGAAAUAAUGUAUUAUCAGAUACUAGUAUUUAUUGCUAUGUAGCAUAAUCUGUCUUGAACUUUAGACUGCUAGCCACUGCCGGGAUAGUAGAAAUCGUAUUAGAAGUUGUAUUUGUAUGAAUUACUCGGAGUUGAACCACUAGCGUGUGUUUCGGCGUAUUAUAGACCUCUGGUAGCAAAGUGGGAAGGUUGGCACUACAUAAAUACUUAACGAUAUCUAAUAUAACUCAAUUCAAAACAAUGAAAAGAAACAUGUCCUCAAAUGUCUUCUCAAUUAAUUUAGAAACAUUUUGUCACAACAAGCAAAAUGUGUAUAAUUGAUAUUUUGGAAAUAACGUAAUAUUUUUUCUCAAUCCAUGGUGAUAAUUUUGUACAGAGCGAUGUCUUCGCUUACUUUGAGUAAAUUAAAAAAAGCACCGAUAGGAAAGAUUGAUAAACAACGAAAAAAAAUUAACCGGUUUGAUGGAUUAACGGAAGAAGAAGUGCAAAAGUAUACUUUGCCAGAUUAUUUGGAAAUGAAUUUAGAUAUAGUUUUCGUCGGUAUAAACCCAAGUUUAAUGGCAGCCCAUCGUGGUAGAUACUACGCUGGUCCAGGUAACCAUUUUUAUAAACUUUUGCAUGAAUCAAGACUAACAUCUCGAUGUUUAAGUUACGAAGAAGAUCAUAAACUUCUUCAAUUUAGAAUUGGUUUAACAAACAUAGUAUCUCGAGCUACAAAGUCUUCUGCUGAUUUAAAGCGUACAGAGAUCAAAGAGGGUUCUAAAAUUGUAGAAGAAAAAUUAAAACUUUAUAAGCCAAAGAUUGCUGUUUUCAAUGGCAAAUGUAUCUAUGAAGUAUUUGCUAAUAAAACAGAUAAUUUCAAUUUUGGAUUGCAACCAGAAAAAGUUGAUGAAACUGCAAUUUGGGUCACUCCAUCAAGUAGUGCGCGUUGUGCAAAUUUUCCAAGAAUGACAGACAAAUUACAUUUCUUUACUUCCUUGAAAAAAUAUUUGCAGUUCCUAAAAGGAGAAAUCAAAGAUAUUGAUAUGAAAGAAUUCUUGUUCGAAGGAAAAUGCAAACAGUUUAUUCCACAAACGUCAAAAAUGUGGCGGCGAAAAAAUAUGUCUACAUUCCUACAUGGAGGAAGAAUUGCUAAUAAAGAUACGAUAUGUCUAGAUACAUCUGAUGAAAAUGUAGCAAUAGCACAUAGUACAGAGUUCAUUGUAAAGAAACUUGAACCUGAUAAAAGUGAUAAAACUGAUGAAAUAUUUGAUACAGAUGAAUCUGAUUCAUCACAAAAUUUUGAGGCAUGUAUUUCUCAAGAUAUUGUAAAAACAUUUUUUGGAAAUGAUGGAACUUCACAAAAAGAACAAUCACUAGCUGUAAAGAAUGUAAAAAUCAAACAACCCAACAAUCAAGCUAUGACCAGUGAUAUAAAAAAAUCUAAACGCCAAACAAACAGGAAAGAGAAAAAGAUUGUUAAAAGAUUUCCUAACAAACCAGUUAGAAGUAAAGAUCUUGAAAAUAACACUAAUGAUUUUAUAAAUUUGAUAAAACAAAGACUGAUAGGAAAACUAAACAAUUUUGAUGAAUAGAUUGGACGUGUUUUAACUUGUAACAUUUGUUAUUAGUAGCAUACAAUUUAAUUAUAAUAUAAUUUAAUAUUAGAAUAAUUCAAUAAAAAUAGAAAUAGGAUACAAAUGUAUAAUAUCUAUUGCAUGGAAGAUUGACAUCUUUACAUUUUAUAUUUUUAUAAUUAUGUUUUGUAUAAAACUGAAAUUGUGGCAAUAAUAAAAUUUUAGGUAAUAAAACUUAUCAUUAUAAAAAUAUUGAAGACAUUAUUCUCCAUAUAAAUUUACAGAAUAUUUUUCUUUUUCAAUUAUUAAUCUUGAAAAUAAUCAAAAUUCAGAAUAAUAUGAAAUUUUAAUUUAUUCAAAAUUGAAUAUACAAAUACAUAUAACCUUUUAGAAUAUGCAAUAUAAAACAGGUUUAUUAAUAUUUAUAUUAUAUUUUAUCCCAAACCAUAUGUAUAACUCAGUUUUAAAGCGAAUAAAAAUUGGUAUAAAAAUACUUAAUAACAAAUACAAUUAUAUAUAUAUAUAUAUAUCUCAAUAUAAUAACAAAUA
This is a messenger RNA of Bombus huntii, 2177 nucleotides long. Its product is annotated as G/T mismatch-specific thymine DNA glycosylase-like. The transcript has a single exon. Lineage: Eukaryota; Metazoa; Arthropoda; Insecta; Hymenoptera; Apidae. Gene Ontology annotation, molecular function: mismatch base pair DNA N-glycosylase activity. Gene Ontology annotation, cellular component: nucleus. Gene Ontology annotation, biological process: base-excision repair, AP site formation. The record is from RefSeq and is a predicted model, not a curated record. The coding region runs from base 429 to 1646 and encodes 405 amino acids.